AGCCGCAUCGAAGCAGGGAAGGAGAGCGCAGUGCCGGCAGCAGAACCCGAAGUAGUUCGUCUCAACACGUAGCGAUUUUCUUCGGUUCUCGUUUCACCUCCCAGAGACUUUAACACCACAGCUGCCGAAAUGACCGUCUUACCGAACGAGCCGCACUUCAGCGCCUACCAAUGGGGCAGCGGAGGCGGCAUGGGCGGCAACAUCACCGUCGUCGACAAGGUGCUGCCGGAAAUGAUGCAUAUGGUGGACGCCUACUGGUACCAGUUCCCUCCCAUGAACCCGCUCUGGCACGGCCUCCUGGGCUUCGUCAUCGGCGUGCUGGGAGUGAUCUCGGUGCUGGGCAACGGCAUGGUCGUCUACAUCUUCUGCUCCACCAAGGGCCUGCGCACGCCCUCCAACCUGCUCGUAGUCAACUUGGCCUUCUCAGACUUCCUCAUGAUGUUGGCCAUGUCACCUGCUAUGGUCAUCAACUGCUACUACGAGACCUGGGUGCUGGGAGGCAACUUGCUUACGUCCUUUCCAAAAAGCAGCAGUGACGCCUUGCGCCUGACCGUGCUUCGGCGUUGUGUGUCCGCAGGGCCACUGAUGUGUGAGCUCUACGGCAUGGCAGGGUCCCUCUUCGGUUGCGGCUCCAUCUGGACCAUGACCAUGAUCGCCCUCGAUAGGUACAACGUCAUCGUCAAGGGGCUGUCGGCGAAGCCGAUGACCAACAAGACGGCUGCCCUGCGCAUCUUGUUCGUGUGGGUCACCUCCAUCGCAUGGACCAUCAUGCCCUUCUUCGGCUGGAACCGCUACGUGCCCGAGGGCAACAUGACGGCCUGCGGCACGGACUACCUGACCAAGACGUGGCAGAGCCGCUCCUACAUCCUCGUCUACUCCUUCUUCGUCUACUUCGCGCCUCUCUUCACCAUCAUCUACUCGUACUUCUUCAUCGUGCAGGCCGUCGCCGCCCACGAAAAGGCCAUGCGCGAGCAAGCCAAGAAGAUGAACGUGGCGUCCUUGCGAUCGGCCGACAACGCCAACACCAGCGCCGAGUGCAAGCUGGCCAAGGUGGCUCUCAUGACCAUCUCUCUGUGGUUCUUCGCGUGGACCCCCUACCUGGUGAUCAACUACACUGGCAUCUUCGACGGCGCUAAGAUCAGCCCUCUGGCCACCAUCUGGAGCUCGCUGUUUGCCAAGGCCAACGCCGUCUACAACCCCAUUGUCUACGGCAUCAGAAAAUCAAUUUUGAAGACCAUCUAUAAAGCUCAGUUGAAAAAUUUGGCUGCGCAAGCGCCCGCCAUAUGCAUGUCCUUCACCCCCACUUCCGUUGGUGUCCUCAGCCACCCCAAGUACCGCGCGGCGCUGCAAAAGAAGUUCCCGAGCCUGGCGUGCGCCAACGCCGAGGACGACACCAGCUCCGUGGCGUCGGGGGCCACCACCUGCACCGAAGAGAAGCCUUCGGCGUAA
This is a messenger RNA of Gryllus bimaculatus (two-spotted cricket), 1449 nucleotides long. Lineage: Eukaryota; Metazoa; Arthropoda; Insecta; Orthoptera; Gryllidae. The record is from the annotation of a GenBank genome assembly.